Trichobilharzia szidati is the source of this 543-nucleotide messenger RNA. Lineage: Eukaryota; Metazoa; Platyhelminthes; Trematoda; Strigeidida; Schistosomatidae. The record is from the annotation of a GenBank genome assembly.
CUUGGCUUGUGGUCUAUCUGCAGCUCCUGUUUCUCUGAAGGCUUUUAAUUUGAUUUGGAUUGUCCCUUGUACGAGGUAGUGGUCUGAGCCAACGUCUGCUCCUCUUCUUACUUUUGUGUCCAGUAGGCUGCGCCUCCACUUCCUUGAGAUUGAGAUGAAUUCAAUUUGGCUUUUGGUUCACCCAUCUGGUGACACCCAUGUAGCCUUGUGGAUAUCCUUGUGUUUGUAUACGUUGCCACCAAUCACUAGUUCAUUGAAGGCGCAGAAGUCGGCGAAGAGUUCUCCGUUUUCAUUCACUUCUCCGAGAGCUUCUCUACCCAUGAUGAGUUCCCUUCCUGUGUUGUCUGGUCCCAGUUUGGCGUCCAUGUCUCCCAUUAGUAUUUUAAUGUCACCAGCUGGAGUAUUGUCCGUAGUUGUCCGUAGAAUUCUUCUUUUUCUUUUCGAGGUUUGCGCUGUUUGUGGGUGCAUAUGACUGAAUAACUGACACUUUCCUUCCUUUGGAGUUGAAUCUGGCGGUUAUUAUCUUGGGCGAGGUCGCCUCCC